Molecule: messenger RNA, 1464 nt
Organism: Tetrahymena thermophila SB210
Lineage: Eukaryota; Ciliophora; Oligohymenophorea; Hymenostomatida; Tetrahymenidae
Exons: 1
Source: RefSeq, a predicted model, not a curated record
UAUUAGUUAAAAAUCAAUCAAUAGCUGAUUAUAUUUAUAAUUAUUAUACAUAUAUAAUAUUAGUAAAUGAGUAUGUCAGUAUUCAUGUAAGAUAAUAAUCCGUUUACAAGCAGCUCUUAAAACAUCCAACAAUAGGAGAAGUAUUUUACGAUCUUUGAUGAAAAAUUAUAACUUAGUAAUAAUAAGAAGGUUAAAUAGUUUAAAUAUGAAAAAUAAAUCGAUUAGAAUGAUAAAAAAUAAAAAUAGAAUUAAGCAAGUAAAAAAUAUAAAAAAUCAUUCUAAAUGAUGAAGAAAUUUAAGUAAAUUAGAAAAUAAUAAAGAAAAGACCAUAAUAAAUAGACUUAAUUUAUAGAAAUUAUAAAAAGAGUUUGCUAGGAUGAAACGAUUAGAUUAUCGUUUGGAAUUUAAAUACACAAAGAUGGAAUUAUUAGGCUUAAUUACUCUGUUAAUUGUUUAAGUUUUGGGUUUAAUUUCUACUAAAAUGCAAACGUUAGCUAUUCUAAAUAAGAUUCAAUUGUAGAAAUUGAUUUAUCUUUAGGCUAAAAUUUUCCGAGAGCUACUGCCAAUUAGGCUAUUGAAUUUAUAUCUUAAACUCCAUGCAAAAAAUUAAAAUAGGUCCAGCAGAUUUUGUAAAAAUAUUAAGAAGUAAGGGAAAAUGAGUUCAAAAGAAUUUUUUAAGUGAAUGUUGAUAACAGAUUUAAAUAGAAAUAUGACGAUGAAACAAGUUAAUAUGUAGAAUCUUGCAAAGAAUAUAUUUAAGAAUACUAAAAUUAAAACCCAACUCAGAUAUUCCAGUAUGCUAUAGGUAGAGUAAAUUACGAGUAUGAAGACGUACAGAUCAUUAAGUUAGGUUAUUCAAAGGCUUUUCUAGAUUUAAUUGGAAUAGAUAUUUCUAGUUUCACAAGCAUUCUAUUGAGACAUUAGAAAAUUGACUUAAUCCCUGAUAAAGAAGAGAUUAUGGAAAACAGCUUAAAAGGUCUUUAGUAUAGGUUAAUUAAAUUACAAGAGUUGAAGUAUGAUUGCAAAAUAGUUACAUUUGAUGGAUUUCCAUUAAGAGUCACUCUUAAAAAGAAAUAAGCUUUACCUUCAUAUUAAUCAAAAUAAAUAAGUAUAUUUUUAAAAGAAAUGUUUUUAUCUAUUUCAGAAAUUGAUGUUAAUUUAGAUGAUUUAUAUAAUUUGAUCAUUUAUAGAGAGAAACUUUUGCGAAAUGAUAACUCAUUAUUAACAUUUGAUGAAUAUAUUUAAAAAGAACUUUCUUUAGCCUUUGAAGACGUAGAAUAUUCAGUCUUUUCUUAGUCUUUUUUGGAAAAAUAUUAUUCCUAAAAUGUCAUUUAGCUAAAAGAAAUCUAAUAAAAACUUUUAUAAAAAAAUAAUUUUGUGAAUUAAAAAUAAACAAGUUAUAAAUAUAUUCACAACCAAUAUACUGAUUUUAACCCAAUUAAAAUUAUUUCCUCUAUUAGAUGA